This is a messenger RNA of Rotaria sordida, 1710 nucleotides long. The record is from the annotation of a GenBank genome assembly. NCBI's taxonomy places the organism in Eukaryota, Metazoa, Rotifera, Eurotatoria, Philodinida, Philodinidae.
AUGGCUACCUUGGUUUUCUACCCCCAAAUAACAUAUUUUCGACAGGCUAUUACUGAUUCAAAACAUUAUGUAUGUCUCUCCUCUGAUGGUUAUAAUAAACAAUUACCCAUAUUGAAUUUCAUUGGUACUGUUAAAUUACAUGGUACCAAUGCUGCUAUUGGCUACUUAAAAGGUUUCGGCUACUGGUGUCAAUCACGAAAUUGUGUGAUCACACCUGAUAAAGAUCAUGCCGGUUUCACUGAACAGAUUUUCCCUUUCGCAGAUGAAUUUUUCAAUGUUUAUGUUCUUCCUCAUUGUCCAACAAUUCGUGAACAUUAUCAACGUGGUGAUAGAAUCGUCAUUUUUGGUGAAUGGUGCGGUGGAAAUAUUCAAAAAAAUGUAGCUCUUUGUGGUCUUCCAACUAUGUUUGUUAUCUUUAAAGUGAGAAUCGUCAAUCAAUUAACAAAAAAAAGAACAAAUGCCAAUAUAAACAAUGAAGAGCAACAAGAGACACAUUCAAGAACUUUUUGGCUUGACCCAAAAGAAUGGGCAAAUAUAAAAUGGCAUGAACAUUCUAUUUAUAAUAUUUACGAUUUUCCAACUUACACAAUUGAAAUCAACUUUAAUCAACCAAAACUUUCACAGGAUGCACUGACAAAAAUUACUGAGGAAGUCGAACGCCAAUGUCCUGUAGGUGCUUAUUUUAAUCGAGUAGGCAUUGGUGAAGGUGUAGUAUGGACUGAAUGGACUAAUACUGGAGGUGAUCUUACUUUCAAAGUUCUAAAUAACACUAAUCAAGCUGGUGCUGGAAACGUUGCUGGUGGUGACGCAUUACAUCGUUAUGGAAUUAUGGCAACACCAUGGCGACAAGACUGGCGUUAUGUACUCUUGAUAGAUGAAAAUACAAAGACCGGUCCAUUCACAAUGGAUUUAAUCGAACCACAUAUUGCUUUAGCACAUGAUCGUAUUGAUUUUGAUGUUAGUGAUUUAUCAUUAGAACGAGGAUAUACAAAAGAUUUGGGCAUGCGUGUCGAUAUCACAGGUGGAUCAUAUUCAAUUCAACUUGAAACGAUUGUUGAAAAUAUUCGUAAUAAAAAUUUUCAAGUUUUACGACCAGUUGAUGGUGAAAACGGACCAAAUACGUCGGGAACAGUGGCUGAAAGAAUUGAGAAGAUGAAAUCAAGAGGAUGGACACAAAUUGGUACGCCGUUCUCGUUUAUUCCAGAUCCCCCAUCAACUUAUAAUGCCGUUCUCGUACCUUAUCCAUCGACCACAUUACUCUAUCAAAAUCUCGUUACUGAGAUGAAAAAAAUACCUCAAGCACAAGUGAUAUCAAUUGAACAAAUAAAAAAUCCGAAUAUUGAAGCGUUAGAACGAGAAUUAUUUCAUGGUACUAGUGGUGAAGCAAUUCAAGGAAUCAUUGACAGAGGUUUUGAUGAUCGAUACUUUUCUCCAUCUGGAGCAUGGAGACGUGGCGCAUACUUUGCCGAUGAUCCUCGAAAAUCGAAUUUGUUUGCACGACCCGAUCCAACCACACAGCGUCGCGUUAUUUUUUACAACAAAGUUUUAUUGGGUGUUGAAUCCGUACAAACGCAACCAAACAAUUCAAUUAGUGUAGCACCACUAAAUCAUCAUUCUGUUCAUGGUACUGGAUUUCAAUACCAUGAAUACAUCGUCUAUCGAUAUGGUCAAGCCUUGCCAUACUUAAAAAUUACUUAUACAGCACCGUAA